GACAAAUGUCUUCUUUCUGGGAAAGAUCGGUAGGAUUUGGCACCCAAAGCAGAGGUUUGAAACCAUGGAUGAUUGCCCUUAUUGUGUUAUUACUGGCAGUGGUAACUGUGGCCACUGGUCUUCUGGCUCACUUUUUAGUCUCUGGCCAGAAAAUGGAAUAUUAUCAUGGCACCUUUAAAAUUUCAGAUCUACGAGUCAAAAGUAAUUCUGGACAAAGCAGCCCAUACCAGCUUAAGGACUUACAGGAGAUGAGUGAAAACUUGGUGGAUGAGAUAUUUAUAGAUUCGGUUAACAAGCAUUAUAUCAAGAACCAAGUAGUCAGACUGACUCCAGAGGAAGAUGGUGUGAGAGUAGAUGUCAUUAUGGUGUUCCAGUUCCCCUCUGCUGAGUCAAGGGCAGUGAGAAAAAGGAAAAUCCAGAGCAUCUUAAAUGAGAAGAUAAGUAACACCAGAGUUUUGUCAAUAAAUGCCUCAUCAGUUGAAGUUAAUGCAAUGAGCUCAUCGACAGGGAAGCUAACUGUCCAAGCAUGUUGUGGUAAACGAGAUGCUCCAUUAAUAGUGAACAGAAUAAUGUCUGGAGAGAUUGUGGGCAAGUCUGCCUGGCCUUGGCAAGCUUCCCUUCAGCAUAAUAACAUACAUCAAUAUGGGGCCACCUUGAUUAGUAAUACGUGGCUUGUUACCACAGCGCACUGCUUUAAGAAGUAAUAAAGCAAACCACAUCAAUGGACUGUUAGCUUUGGAACAACAAUCAACCCUCCAUUAAUGAAAAGAAAUAUCAAAAGAAUUAUUGUCCAUGAGAGGUAUCACUCCCCAGCAAGAGAAUACGACAUUGCUGUUGUACAAUUAUCAUCCAGCGUCACCUUUACUGAUGAGAUCCGAAGAGUUUGUUUGCCAGAAGCCUCUGUGUCCUUCCAACCAAAUUCAACUGUCUAUGUCACAGGAUUUGGAGCACUUUUAUAUGGUGGGGAAUCCCAAAAUGAUCUUCGAGAAGCCAGAUUGAAAAUCAUAAGUGAUGAUGUGUGCAAGCAGCCACAUAUGUAUGGCAGAGAUAUAAAAUCUGGAAUGUUUUGUGCUGGCUAUCUGGAAGGAAUUUAUGAUGCCUGUGGGGGUGAUUCUGGGGGACCUUUAGUUGGAAAGGAUCUUAAAGAUAUCUGGUAUCUCAUUGGAAUUGUGAGCUGAGGAGAUAACUGUGGGCAAAAGAACAAACCUGGAGUCUACACAAAAGUGGCUUAUUACCAAAACUGGAUUACUUCAAGAACUGGCCUCUAAUUCACUAUACAAGUUAACCAUUGACAUGUAUGCAGGUCAUACAUGUAUGAGAAUCCAUAUAUUCUGUGGUUAUAGUACAAUGAAGUGAGAUUAAAUGAUAUGAUUUAUUUCAGAAUCACUUUAAUCAAUCAAAAUCCCAUAGCCAAUUUGUAAAGGAUUUAAAUUUAUAAGGUAGUGGGUCAGUUUAGCCUGGCUUGAAAAAUACAGCAGAGAUACUGAGCUCUUUAAAUCAGCAAGCUAGAGUAUAAAAGAGGAGCAAUGCAAAUUUUUGAAGAUAAUCUGUAAGAUUUUUAGAGUGUCUUUUUCCCUUAAGUGAGAAACUUUUUGAACUCUCAGAGUUUAGGAAACCCUUACAUAAUUUUCUAUCAUUUCUCCAGAGGUCACAAAUACUUUUUUCUAGUUCUUACAGGUUUUCCAAAGAAAUUUUCCAUACUUUCUAUUUAUAAAUCCAUUGGAGGGAUCCUAUUUUUU
Molecule: messenger RNA, 1739 nt
Organism: Kogia breviceps (pygmy sperm whale)
Lineage: Eukaryota; Metazoa; Chordata; Mammalia; Artiodactyla; Physeteridae
Source: RefSeq, a predicted model, not a curated record